AAUGGGGUUUUAGGUCUGCACUGGUAAAGCAUAGAGCUCUCCCGACUCGGCAAACCUGCAAGAGUGCAAGGCUAGAACCAGCAACCCAUCUCCGGUCUCCGCCUCCAGGUAUCUCACCAUCUCUCUCCUCCUCUGCGACGGCCGACGGCUCCUCCAGUCCUCCUCUUGAUCUGUUGUUAAAUUGGUUCUGCUACAUUUGAUUAAAUUGGGGGUUUAGAUUGUCCACCAUAAUCUUUUUUCUCUCCCUUCGUUAAGAAGUUCAAGCCCCACCAAGGUUGCAAUCCUGGAUCCGCCCCUGCUUUCAGAGGCUUAAGGCAUAGAGUUCAUACUUUGUGGCCGUUGCAAAACUCGGCAGGUGAAGAAGCCAUGGCGGGUUGGCAGAGGCAUCUCCACUCCUUAAUCCGUCAAGUUGGGAAAACCCUCGAAUCCAAUUACGCCCAAUCUGCCUCCUUUUCUUCUUCUUCUCGCGUAGAGGCUGGUUUGCCUUAUUUGCAGAGACUCUGUAGCAGACCGUCUUCUCCUACCAUUCCAAGGCCUCUUCAUCGCUACUUUCAACAAUUGGGGAUUUCGAGUUCGAGGAACUUACUUGCAGAAGAACCGGUUUCAUCUCCGUUGACUCCUCUUUUGACAUCAACUUCUGCAAAAGCUGAAGAGCACAACCAGAAAUCGCUUACUAAGCCUUCUACAGUUCAAGCUAUCCUAAAGGGCAUCAAACAGAGUCCUAAGAAGGUCAAUUUGGUUGCUGCACUGGUUCGUGGCAUGCGUGUUGAAGAUGCAUUGUUGCAGUUGCAAGUGACGGUAAAGAGAGCUGCAAAAACUGUAUAUCAGGUUAUUCACUCAGCCCGAGCAAAUGCAACUCAUAAUCAUGGGCUGGAUCCAGACCGUCUCCUUGUUGCUGAGGCAUUUGUUGGAAAGGGAUACUACAAGAAAAGAAUUUCCUACCAUGCUAAAGGAAAAUGUGGAGUUAAAAUGAGACCAGAAUGCCGACUGACUGUGGUAGUACGGGAGAUUACCCCUGACGAGGAGGCAGAGAUAGCCAAACUGAAAGUUAAGAAUUUCGUUAAGCUCACCAAGCGGGAAAGAAGGCUUGUUCCUCAUCAGCUGAUUGAGACAACUUCAAUUUGGGGCCGAAAAGGCAAGGGUCGCAAUCAUGAACCAAAUGGUAUUCCUGCAUGAUCAAGCUCUCUUCCAAUGAUUUUCAGAUUCUAAAAGAAAGUUCUCAGACACCUGUGUGUCCUUGCAUUUCAAUGAGGUUGUCUUGUAGAAGUGUGAAAGGUCAAAGUGCCACAGUAGGAGCAACCUUGUUUCUGUUUUGUUUGAAUGCUUAACGUGUAGAAUAUGAUCUGAUUAUUUCCAUCUUAGUUGCCUUCAUUUGGAUGAAUAAAUUUUUUUGAAAUAAA
Rosa rugosa (rugosa rose) is the source of this 1400-nucleotide messenger RNA. RefSeq names its product large ribosomal subunit protein uL22c-like. The transcript is spliced from 8 exons. Gene Ontology annotation, cellular component: mitochondrial large ribosomal subunit; ribosome. NCBI's taxonomy places the organism in Eukaryota, Viridiplantae, Streptophyta, Magnoliopsida, Rosales, Rosaceae. Gene Ontology annotation, molecular function: structural constituent of ribosome. The record is from RefSeq and is a predicted model, not a curated record. Gene Ontology annotation, biological process: ribosome assembly; translation. Bases 367 to 1176 code for a protein of 269 amino acids.